Molecule: messenger RNA, 525 nt
Organism: Aspergillus mulundensis
Lineage: Eukaryota; Fungi; Ascomycota; Eurotiomycetes; Eurotiales; Aspergillaceae
Product: GNAT family N-acetyltransferase
Exons: 3
Coding region: 1-525 (174 amino acids)
Molecular function (GO): acyltransferase activity, transferring groups other than amino-acyl groups
Source: RefSeq, a predicted model, not a curated record
AUGCCUCGUCCCACCAAACCCACCACCCUCAUCCUCUCCCACAUAACCCCAGCGGACAUCCCCUGCCUAACCCCCAUCUGGUUCGCGGCCUUCACAGACCCCGCAAUCCGGCGUCUCUUCCCCGACACCCCAGCCGUGCGCGCCUGGCUAACAGCCGCAAACACCCACGAUGCAACGCGCAAGCCGUUCCAGAAGUACGUGAAAGUCGUUGACGCUGCCGUGGAAGUCGAGGCUGAAUGCGAGGCUUUCUUUGGGCGGGAGGAGAGGGAGAGGGCGCGCGUUAUGAGGGGGUUGAAGCAUUACUACCUCGAUACCCUCGUUACGCAUCCCGCGUACCACCGGCGCGGGGCGGGCUCGAUGCUCCUGCAGUGGGGAUGCGAGCUCGCGGAUCGGGACGGCGUCGCGCUGUACGUGGAUGCGAGUAAGGCUGGGGCGAGGCUGUAUGAGCGGUUUGGGUUUGUGGAUGAGAGUUUGCCUGGGAGCGGGGAGAUUGCGUCGAUGGUGAGGCGCGGUAUGGCUAGGUAG